CGCCGGUCGGGGCGCGGCCUGCCUGCCUGCCUGCCGGCUGCCACGGAGGGCGCGGCCAGCGCGUGAGAGUCUCGUGGGUUUCGCCCCUCUGCGAUUCUUCGGCCUGCACCAGUCAAUCCCGUUUGCAAGAGUCAGAUCGGAAGAUGGCGGUGGUUUUGGCUUUGAGAAGCGAGUUAUGGGGUCGGGUAGUUCCCCGGGUGCUUCCUACGGCUGUGAGGCUCUUUAGCAAUGGAACACAAAUGCAUCAAGGUGACACAUCUCAAGCCGCUGCAUUUCCACCUCUUCAGAAAUUGAUGUUGCCACCUGAUGCUUUCCACGGGAAAGUGGCCUUUAUCACAGGUGGUGGUACUGGCCUUGGAAAAGGAAUGACAAGUGCUCUUUCUCAUUUGGGAGCAGAGUGUGUAAUAGCAAGUCGGAAACUUGAUGUAUUAAAAGAAACUGCAGAAGAAAUUUCUUCUAAAACAGGAAAUAAGGUUCAUGCAAUUCAGUGUGAUGUGAGAGAUCCAGAAUCUGUUAGCAAUGCUAUUUCUCAAUUAAUCAAUUUGGCUGGACAUCCUAGUGUUAUAAUCAAUAAUGCAGCUGGAAAUUUUAUCUCUCCCUCUGAACGCCUUUCUGCAAAUGCAUGGAAGACAAUCACUGAUAUUGUUCUUAAUGGCACAGCCUAUAUAACACUGGGAAUUGGGAAAGAGCUAAUAAAAGCACGAAAAGGAGCUGCAUUUCUAGCCAUUACAACAAUCUAUGCAGAAAGCGGAUCUGGGUUUGUGUCACCAAGUGCUUCUGCUAAAGCAGGUGUAGAAGCCCUGUGCAAGUCUCUUGCAGCUGAAUGGGGUAGAUAUGGCAUGAGAUUCAAUGUGAUUCAGCCAGGUCCAAUAAAGACAAAGGGAGCUUUCAGCCGUAUUGACCCAACAGGUGCAUUCGAGAAAAUCAUUCUCGAGAGAAUUCCUUGUGGCCGCCUGGGAACUAUAGAGGAGAUUGCAAAUCUUGCCACCUACCUCUGUAGUGAUUAUGCAAACUGGGUUAAUGGAGCAGUCAUUAGACUGGAUGGGGGUGAAUAUGUGUCUAUGGCUGGAGAAUUCAAUGAUCUACGUAAGGUUACCAGUGAACAAUGGAAUAUGAUAGAAGCAGCAAUCAGGAAAAUAAAAGGCUCAUAAAUCAUUUUUAGCAACUUUUAAUACCGAAAGCAUUAUUAAAACACACAAAUUUGUUUGUUAAUUUUAUUAAUGUGUUUAUUUGUUUAAUCUAUAAUUUUUGUUGCACAAUACAGUGUAAUUUUGUUUAGCAGUUCAUGUUAAGAAUGAGGCUUCCUGUUGUGCCUGAAUUCUGGUUUGAGUUGAGUAUGGGGCUCAUAGUGGGCAAGGCAUGUGCUCUGCUGCUGAGCUUCCAUAUCCUCACUGCUUCUCCAUCCUGCUUUGUCUUUAGGAGAAGAGAUACAGAAAAGAGCUAAUUCACUUUUCCUUGCUUCUGCUUUUCAGGCUGGUGCCAAAUCUUUUUUCUUCUUUUACUAUUUCUAUCAUAGAAGUAUCAUCCCAAUACACAGAUCUAUGGAUGCAUCAUACAGAAAGCUGUGCUGUUCUGUAGAACACAGGCUGGGUGUUAGGAUGGGGAGUGGCCCAAGAAAUAUAACUUGACUUUAGAAGCAGAACUAAAAUUCACUUGAGAAACACUACUGCAAUCUACACAUUUUCUUAAAAUGGCCACUAGGUGGCACCCUAACACUCUCUCUCUGUCUCUCAGCAGUCUAGUUAUGGAAGGUGUUAAACAAUUUGUGUGACUCAGUUUCCCUAACUUAAAACCAACAUGAAAGCUUAAUAGGUGAAACAAAAUGAAUGCAGUUAAUUCUAGAUUCUGUCCUGAGUUGGAACUGGUUUGAUUCUGGGCUACUGAAAAUUUGAUGAAAAUGUCUUUGAAUUGAAGAUUGUGAAUUGUGACAGAAACAAAAGGGAACACCUUAAUGUGCUGGCCCAUUCACUAGAUGUAAGAGAGGACCACUUUGAGAAGGGGUAUUAAGUUAGGCCAUCUGUACUUUGUGACCUUACCAAAGAGCACUCAGCAAGUCCCUUUGCUGGAGCAUCUGUGUUGGGAGGUGGGGAGCAAUUUGUACCGGACUGAAACCAAUUUGGAGCCUGGACUGGCCCCUGAGAACUGCAGUUGCUAAUGGCUGCUUUAAUGGACCUUUUUCUGGUUCCAGCCCUUCCAAUGCAGCAUGACCAAGGCUGCAGCUAUGCAAGUAGGAGAAGGCUCGCUUCUCACAGACCCUCACUAAUUGUAAGGGAUAGAAUAGGAACUUCAGUCCAGUGAAGGUGAUCGCAGACAAAACUGUGCUUCUAGUCUGCACACCAGGACUGCCAGGCCUGUUUAAUCCCUGCGCCUUCAGUGUCCUUGAGUACACAAUUUAUUUUCUUCUAGUUAGGUGAACGUUCUAUAUUGGCUCACAUGAGGAAAUCCAAAAGUAUUGUGCUUGGUGUCUGUGCAGGGGGCAGACAUGGAAUCCAUCCCCUCUCCUGCCACUAGAUAGCCUGGCUUCCCCAGCAGAGUUUCCACUGGGAUGCAAGGUAUUGCUUUUUUCCAGGCUGCACUCUGAAUUGAGUCUAUUCUUGGUGUGGCGAUUUCUGCUGUUAUGAAAUGAGUCGGAACCCUCUGCUGAGCACUAUUUAUGAUUUGUGUCCCUGCACUUUAAUGUGUGAGCAUAAAAUAUAGUCAAAUGAAAUGAUAAUUGAUCUGCAUUGGCCUAAUUUCCAAAAUUCACAGCACUGGGUUGCUCCAUUUGAUAUCUAGCCACACAGCAACUGUGAAAAUUGGGGCACUUAUAUUUAGGCGUGUCAUUAUGGAUUCCUUCCUGAGUAACAUUUCAGUUACUCGUGAUUGAUUGUUUUGUUCAACAUGAAUAUAAAUGUCAACCUACAUUUGCUAAACAGUCAACUUUUAAUGAUUUAAUAAGAUCAUGAUGAUAAACUUUUAAAAAUAGAGCAAAUGAUUAAAAUGCAAAAUAAAUUUCGCAUAAAAACAUCAA
Messenger RNA from Varanus komodoensis (Komodo dragon), 3010 nucleotides. RefSeq names its product 2,4-dienoyl-CoA reductase 1 (gene DECR1). The transcript has 10 exons. Gene Ontology annotation, biological process: fatty acid beta-oxidation. Lineage: Eukaryota; Metazoa; Chordata; Lepidosauria; Squamata; Varanidae. The record is from RefSeq and is a predicted model, not a curated record. Gene Ontology annotation, cellular component: mitochondrion. Gene Ontology annotation, molecular function: 2,4-dienoyl-CoA reductase (NADPH) activity. Bases 144 to 1151 code for a protein of 335 amino acids.